Molecule: messenger RNA, 969 nt
Organism: Colletotrichum destructivum
Lineage: Eukaryota; Fungi; Ascomycota; Sordariomycetes; Glomerellales; Glomerellaceae
Product: Putative aminoglycoside phosphotransferase, protein kinase-like domain superfamily
Exons: 1
Coding region: 1-969 (322 amino acids)
Source: RefSeq, a predicted model, not a curated record
AUGAAAUUUAUGCCCGGUGUUUCGGCGUACAAACGAUGGCGAGGCAUGUCGAUGGCCCAGAAAACGACCUUUGUCGAGGAGGUUGCCGAAUAUCAGACCCAGAUUCGCAUGCAACAGGGCGGAUUCCAAAGCAUCGGGACCCUUCGAACCAACAAAACCGACGAACAGGGUCAGCACAUAGAGCAGCGAGAUUCAGAGCUCCCUGUGACGCCAUCCAAAAUGGUAUCUCUUGUCUACUUUUGGGGCGACCAUUACGACUACGAUAUUCCACGAGGCCCGUUUCAUUCCAGCCAUGACUGGUUGAGCUCCUUUUUGAACAUCAUUAUUCUCGACAGCAAGGCAGCUCUUCGGGAAGCGGAAGAUGAAGAGGACGAGGAAGACGCAGCGGAGGCUGUGGAAGUCGCACAGAAGCUUCUCGCCCUGCUGCCCCGGAUCUUCCCCAGCAUCCAGCACCCCCCCGAACGAAGCUUUUUGUGGCAUGACGACCUGUCGCUACAAAACAUCUUGGUAGAUGACCAAGGGAAAAUCACUGCCUUGCUGGAUUGGGAGUGCGUCUCUACGAUGCCUUCGUGGGCCGUCACCCAGAUGCCCAAGUUCCUGAGCGGGGCGCGAAGGAACGAGAGACCCGAUCGCGACGGAUACGGAGACGAGAGUGUGGGACAGGACGACAUGUUCUCCGGCGGCGAUCGCGACGAGGAGCUGGACAACGAGGGGAAAGAUGAGUUGUACUGGAUCCACUUGAUGGAAUUCGAACAGACGCAGCUGAGGAAGGUCUACGCGGCACGCAUGCAACAGCUACGUCCUGACUGGGCGACGAAGGUCGAGGACGGCGAGUUGAAGAGGGACUUUCACGAAGCUGUUCAUCGCUGCAGGAGCGGAUUCUAUUUGAAACGCAUAUCUCAGUGGGUUGAUGUCAUCACGGCAGGAGACUUUCGGCGCCUUGCCGAGACGCUCCAGGCAGGGCGAUGA